This is a messenger RNA of Suillus discolor, 601 nucleotides long. Its product is annotated as cytochrome c oxidase assembly protein PET191-domain-containing protein. The record is from RefSeq and is a predicted model, not a curated record. The coding region runs from base 152 to 421 and encodes 89 amino acids. NCBI's taxonomy places the organism in Eukaryota, Fungi, Basidiomycota, Agaricomycetes, Boletales, Suillaceae. The transcript is spliced from 3 exons. Gene Ontology annotation, cellular component: mitochondrion. Gene Ontology annotation, biological process: mitochondrial respiratory chain complex IV assembly.
UGAUUGCAACCUGCUCUCCUGAACCAUCUAGUCAUCCAACCUGACCUGAGCUCUUAUCACAACACUUAGACGCUGCACGACAGCAAGUCGGGUUUAGGUCUAUAGCGGAAAUUAACUUCGAGUGCGCCAACGGACUCUAUUAGCAUCGGCCAUGUCCUCCUCCUGUGACGCUAUCCUCAAAGCACUCAAGGAAUGCCUUCUCAAUUCCGACUGUGUCCAAAAGCAAGGACAUCUUCCUUCGGAGUGUCUCAAGCAACAUAGUAAUGAAUUGCCGGAGCAAUGUCAGCUACUCAGGAAGUCCACUUUCGAAUGCAAACGCAAUAUGUUGGAUAUGAGGACUCGGUUUCGAGGUAACACGGUGGGAAUGGAUGCUGAGAAGCUGAGACAGCAGAAGAUUCCUGCACCUCCUGCAGAAUCGUGAUGUGAUGGAUGGCUUCCAAGUUAUAUCACGAUGGCGACUCGGAUACUCGCGAAUCAUUGUCUAGAACCUCGUUCCGAUGUAUCCACUGGGGGUCAAUAGGAGUUGUGUCGAUCACAGUGCACACCUGUCGUCGUAGCACUGAGCCACCGUCUUUCCGAUGGAAUCAAAGAAAGCAUUCAC